AUGGAGGGCUAUCCGAUUCUUCGCAUACCUGAAAAUGAUUACGUAGUGGACAACAUUUCCUAUGAGAACAAUUCUUUUUGGGUUUAUAAUGCUGCGGUUUCAGGACCGGAGGCUGGUUGUCUUCCUGAUAUUAAAAAUCUAACGGUGACUAAUGGGAGUAUUGGUUUGAGGUUGGUUACUGAAUCAAGAAUCAAUAUAUUGCGGAAUUGCAGUGAAUUGUUGGUAGAGCAACUUUGGAGGUACAGGGUUGGUUGUAAUGAAGGGAAGGGAUACAAUUGGAGUUUUGUAUUGUUUGAAGAUAGUGGAUUCUUGAAGUCUGCGUUGCAGGAGUGCAAGGAGAAUGUGUUGGCACCAGUGGAGAUAGGGGAAGGCGAUAGAAGCAGCGAUGUGGUGAAAGAGUGGAGGGCGGUGUGGGUUUAA
This is a messenger RNA of Ipomoea triloba (trilobed morning glory), 420 nucleotides long. RefSeq lists its product as uncharacterized. Bases 1 to 420 code for a protein of 139 amino acids. The transcript is spliced from 3 exons. NCBI's taxonomy places the organism in Eukaryota, Viridiplantae, Streptophyta, Magnoliopsida, Solanales, Convolvulaceae. The record is from RefSeq and is a predicted model, not a curated record.